Ectocarpus siliculosus is the source of this 1793-nucleotide messenger RNA. The record is from the annotation of a GenBank genome assembly. Lineage: Eukaryota; Phaeophyceae; Ectocarpales; Ectocarpaceae.
AUGGCUACGCGCGGCGAGGUGGAUCCGGUGGUAGGGGGCAAGGAAGACGUGGACGAUGCGCAGGUGGAAGUCGAGCUGCAUGCCCUUGGAGGCGACACUGCCACAGGGUUCAGUCCCCUUGAAGACGUGGAAACAUUGGGGAGCCGGAGCAGCGCAGCAGUCGCACACUCGGGAGUAGUAGGUGGCAUGUUGGGCGGGCGGGGUAAGGGGGGGGGCAGACACGCUCGCCUGGAAACGGAGUCGGAGAGGUUGGCCAGACGAAGCCAGCGGAUGCUGUUCUGGGCUCUUUCUGCGGUGGCCGGGCUGCUGGCUAUUCUGGUUGGCCUGGUCGCAGUGGCCGUCCGCGAAGGAAUUCACAUUGGCGACGGUGGCGGCGGUCGCCAGACCUACGACGAACAGCAGCAGGAAGGGAGCGUCGCCGGCGACGGCAUCGGUGGCAGGGAAGUCGAGGGGCAUCCAGGACGAUCCGGGGCAGCCUAUCUGGACCCAAGCCAUCAUACCCGCGGAGCCGGACGCCUGGAUCUGGGCCGGGGACAUGGCGUACCUCGACAACCCGGCAAGCCGUGGUGCGCGGCAGGCGACCCCAACCAUGGACUGAGAAAGUUUCAGACGAUGAUCCGCAACCCCGAGUACAACCAGUUCCUCGAUUUCAUGUGCCCCGCUGCGCGAGGGCUAGCCAUGACCCCUCCCCCCGGCACGAACAGCGCCAUCUGCCCGAGGACGAUUCUGGGCACCUGGGACGACCACGACUACGGGUGGAACGAUGGCGACAGUCGCAACGAGCAGAAAUGGCUCUUCAAAAACAUGUUCCUGGACGCCAUAGGGGAGGACAGGAAUAGUCCCCGAAGGAACGCCCACCAGGGUAUGUGGCACAAGCACGUCCUCAACAGCGGCACCGACAGAGAGAUCGAGGUUUUCCUCUUGGACGAGCGUUACGACCGCGACACGAAGCCGUGCUACCUCAGGCGGAGCUACUGCGAAAAGAUUCUGGAAGACAUGGACGCCGGAGGGAACACUACCUCUUACACCGUGUGGUGCACCGACUUCCUCCGGGGAGGGCACGGGGGGAACGGCUCCUGCUGCCAGCACGACGAGAAUAUAUUCUUCGGCUGGUGCCUGGAGCCCUCGAGCAGGGACAGCCCCUUCUGGGAGGAGGCCUGCGACUCGUCCUCCCGGGAGUUCGGCAAGAGGUGGCUCGUUUUCGACGAGGAGACUGGCGACCUACGGCAUCCGGACGGGACCGAGGAGGUUGAUUCCCAGGACUCGCCUUUCUGCGAGGUGCUGGGGAGAGAGCAGCGGGCCUGGCUCCAGAGGGAGCUCGACCAAUCAACGGCCUCCCUGAGGCUCAUCGUGUCCGGGUCGGUCGUGCUCGGAAGGCCGGGCAACAACAGUCACAUUUGCGAGGACGGAGAGCCGUGCCAGUGUAGCAACGACGACUGGGACUGCUACCGCCCGGCGCAGCAGAAUCUCCUGAGCCAGGUUUCGAAGGCCCCCGGCUGCUCGGUGAUUCUCACGGGCGACUACCACUACGGGGACAUCAAGGCCUUGAUCCCCGGGGGGGAAACGCCGUACUGGGAGUGGUACUCCAGCGAGGGCAACGACUUCCCGGUCUACCAGGGCUCAUCGGCGACGUCCUGGACAUUCUACGAAAAAGCAGGUGAUGGCAUCGGGCAUGACAACUUCGACAGCGGAGAGGAAUCGGUCCUGCGACACGUUUUACCUAGAUGAAGUUGGUCUCCGGACUCACCCAGAGUGCGACCUGGUGCAGGACCCCAACUUCGGUCUUUUGCAGG